CUGAAAAAGAUCGCCAAAGGGCAAAGAUCGCAAAAAGGGCGGUGGUAGCGAAGCGGCAUGGCCAUCGGGUUCGCGAUCGAGUGCGUCGUCUUGGCCGGCGGGACGUACGCCCUUCUUGGCCACUACAAGGACGCGCAGGUCGGGGCGGUCGUCACGGGCACGGUCUUCUUUAGCUGGUACGUGGGCUUUCUCGGUCUUGUGCUGCUGCCAUGGGACUUGACGACCACGGCGCGUGGCGACGCCGACGCGUAUCCGACAUUGCUUUGCGCGUGGCAAUUCGUGUACUGGUCUACGUUUGUGCUCAGCUGGGUCGUGCUGCCCGUCUUGAUCGAGUACAACCAAAGCGGUGCGUUCACCACCGAGCAGCGCUUGCGCUACUCGAUCAAGUACCUUCUUCGGCACUACGCAGUGCUGCUCGUGCUCGGCUUUCUCCUCUUCUUGUACCUCGUGGUGGUCGACCAUUUCUCGAUUGGCGGCGUCCUCGGUCUCGUCAUGACGCUCGGCAACACGUACGGCCUCCUCUGGAUCAUCUGCCUCCUCGGGUACGGCCUCGUCAAUAUUCCGCGCAAGGUCUACGCGUACAGCGACCCGCAGCUGCGCUUGCGCCAGCUCUACUUUCGGGCGACGUACGUCCACGACGAGCGCGUCGAAGCGCAGUUUGUCUUGGACGACGUCGUGCGCGAGGUGCGCCAGCUCGCGACGCGCUUCAAGACGAUCGAAGCCGCCACAAUCGUCGUAUCGCCCGAGUUUCAAUACAUCAAGCAGUGCAUCGACCACCUCAUGGGGACCGUCGGUCUCGACAGCGACGUCGAGGCGGCGAAACCACUAAAGCGGCAGACCCGGUCGAGCUACCGGUCGCUGGCCGGGCCUGUCCUUGACGACUCGCUCCCGACCGAGAAGGAGAUCAUCCAUUUGCAUGGGCGCGCCAAGCGCGUGCAGGCCGACCACCGGCGCUGCGACCAGACGUGGAUCGAUCUAUGCUACGAUUGCCAGCAGCUCCAGCUCGCGUCGCGGUCGCCCACUCCGGUGGUGUCGAUGUUGGCCAAGGCGCUCACGUGCGUCUGUGUCCUUGGGUCCGGAAUUGUCAUGUGGAGCGAAGUCGUCAUGGGCGCGCCCGAGUGGCUCUCGCCGCUCCGCCACCUGCUCGGGUCGACGGCCUCGACGCACAUCAUUGUCAUUGGCCUCCUCCUCUACAUGGCGCUCUGCACCUACAUGAGUCUCUUCUCGAUGCGGGGGUCUGGCCGGCUCGCGCUGCACGGCAACCACAACUCGACCGAGCUCAGUUUGCUCACCACGUCGGUGCACCAGAGCCGCCUCCAGUUUUCGCUCGGCUACAACUUCCUCCUGCUUCUGAACGCGUCGACGCUCACGUCGCGCACAGCGUUCCACGCGCUCUUCACCGACAUGCGAUUGAUUCACUUUUUCGGCACCGACUUUAGCAUGUACGCGCCGACGCUCUUGCUCGUGCUCGCGACGUGCACGCUCCUUAACGGGUACGCGCGCCUCGUCCGGUACCUCGGCUUGGACCAGUACGAAGAGCUCUUGGAUGGCCACGUCGAGCACGAUGCCAAGGUGCACCAAGGCGACGCGCUCGUCCAGCGCGGCAUUGAAAAGUACGCUCGGCAGUGGGCGGCCAAGGCUGCGAUGACUGGCUCGGAGCUCGCGGCGCCGCUUCUCGCCGCGAACGAGUGAGCGCAAUGCGGCGUGGACCGUAAUUGACACAAAAACACCGUCAAAAUGAUCACUUUUAGGCAAAAUGGCCUCACU
Messenger RNA from Saprolegnia parasitica CBS 223.65, 1767 nucleotides. RefSeq lists its product as hypothetical. The record is from RefSeq and is a predicted model, not a curated record. Lineage: Eukaryota; Oomycota; Saprolegniomycetes; Saprolegniales; Saprolegniaceae. The transcript has a single exon. Bases 58 to 1692 code for a protein of 544 amino acids. Gene Ontology annotation, cellular component: membrane.